Candidula unifasciata is the source of this 610-nucleotide messenger RNA. The record is from the annotation of a GenBank genome assembly. Lineage: Eukaryota; Metazoa; Mollusca; Gastropoda; Stylommatophora; Geomitridae.
AGACCGAGUCAAGUUGGCAAGAAGAGAAAAAGACAUUGCUUAUGGAAAGAAUACAGAUGACUAUAAAAAAUAUGUUCAAAUUGUGCCCAAAGGGGACAGAAAAUUCCACCCGCGAACGCCAGAUAAAUUUGUUAACUGCAGUCGCAGAUCUUGGGAUGCUCAGGUGAAGAAGUGGAAACUCAACCUCCAUGCUUGGGCUGCUAAUUAUGGGGCUACAGAUGUUGGGUAUGUACAGUCUUUUGUUUCACAUGUACUUUUUUUUCUCGAGACAGAAGAGGACAAGAAUUCGGCAUUAACUGAGGAUAGUUUUGACUUAUCGGAUGGAGAAGAGGCAGCAGUUGACAAAGAACAGGGAGAGAAUUAUAAUGAAAUUAAGGAUAAUGUGGAGUACUUAGAGAUUAAAGUAGCAGACAAAAAUAUAAAACAGGAAGAAGAAGAAGUUGAAGAAGCAGAAGAAGUUGAAGAAGCAGAAGAAGUUGAAGAAGCAGAAGAAGUUGAAGAAGCAGAAGAAGUGGAAGAAGCAGAAGAAGUGGAAGAGGGCAAAGAAAGGGAAGAUGAUACUUUCCUGGAUUCAUUAGACUAUUCAUUAUUAGUUGGGGACCAGGAAUAA